AUGCGACUGAUGCUGCCCAACUCGCCGUCGUGGAAGUCGUGGCGGGUGACCCUUGAUUUUAUCCUGGACCAUCCAAGAAGGGUCUAUACUAACCUUUUCCCGGCACGGCACACAUGGUAUCUUCUUGCUACCAUCAUUGUCCUCAACGGGAUUGACUGGGCGGCGUUUGAGCUUUUGUCAAUUGGCAACAAGGAGAUCGAGGCCCUACCGACCGAGUAUCGAGUUCUUGAUGGCCUGUUCCAGGCGUUGGCCGUCCGUGCUGGAGGUUUCUACGUGGUGACGAUUGCUGAUCUGCGCCAGGGGCUUCUUGUCCUCUACGGUGAGUCCAUAUCUACAUCUAUGCCGCACUAUAUCAACAAGCAAUGUACUAACAAAAUCUUGUUUAGUCCUCAUGAUGUAUGUCUCCGCCUUCCCCGUGCUGGUGACAAUUCGGUAAGUCCAUCCAUCCAAACCAGCGCUCCAACCAAAACCCCCAAUCUCACAACCUCCAGCAACACAAACGUCUACGAAGAACGCUCCCUCGGAAUCUACGCCGACGACGAAACCCCCGAAACCCGCGCCAACACGAGCCGCAGCAACGUCCUCAUGGACCUAGUCCGCCACCACAUGGGUCGCCCCAGCCUCUCCGAAUCCUCGCGCGGCUACUUCGUCCACCAACAAGUCCGCUCGCAACUCAGCCACGACAUCUGGUGGAUCGCCCUGGCAGUCCUCUUCAUCGCCAUCGCCGAAUCAGACCACUACACCGACCAACCAGUCGCAUUUAGCACCUUCAACAUCAUUUUCGAGGUUGUUUCUGCGUACGGCUGCGUGGGCGUUAGUGUGGGGUAUCCGGGCAAGAAUUACUCGUUUUGCGGGGCGUGGCAUACGAUUAGUAAAUUGAUUCUUGCCGCUGUGGCGUUGAGGGGACGGCAUCGGGGUUUGCCCGUUGCUAUUGAUAAGGCGGUUAUGUUGCCGAAUGAGUCUUUGGCGUGGGCGGAGGAGGAGGAUGCUGCGUUGAGGAGGGAGCGGACGAGGAAUUGGGGCUUGGAUCGGAUGCCUCUUGGUUCCGUCUGA
Penicillium daleae is the source of this 1053-nucleotide messenger RNA. RefSeq lists its product as uncharacterized. Bases 1 to 1053 code for a protein of 350 amino acids. NCBI's taxonomy places the organism in Eukaryota, Fungi, Ascomycota, Eurotiomycetes, Eurotiales, Aspergillaceae. Gene Ontology annotation, cellular component: plasma membrane. The transcript has 3 exons. The record is from RefSeq and is a predicted model, not a curated record. Gene Ontology annotation, molecular function: high-affinity potassium ion transmembrane transporter activity. Gene Ontology annotation, biological process: intracellular potassium ion homeostasis; potassium ion import across plasma membrane.